GCAACUUGGCUGUUACGCAGUAAUACCAUAUACAAUGUUAACAUUGAAUAACUCAUACUCUGGAUCGAUGAAUAGAUUUGUUUGGUUGUCUGUAUUUCUCGAAAAACACUCAUUUAAAUGAAUGUUAAGUGAAAUUCAGCUUGCCAGACUAUAAGCCUUAACUUUACGUGAGGACUUAUGAUGUUAUCUCUUCUCACAGGCCGAAGACAAACAGAUAAAAAAUUUACGUAAAGCCUUGGACACACAUGCAUCACCUCAAGUUGUCACACUUCACAUCAGUAUACGAAGACAGGUAGAUAGAAUAAGAGUUAUAUCAAAGUAGACAAACGAGGAUGUUCAGAAGAGGGAAUUUUAAAAAUAAGCUUAGUUGAAACAUUCAGGCUUUAGAGGACAUCAAACAUUGAAUACAUCGUCAUUUUGACUGGUUUUUAGCCAUUUCACCAGUCACCCCCAAUCGCUGAUUCUCUUCAUCUCAGGGACCCCAGCCACAUAGUCUACACUUCUCUACACGGCUGAGACCAACACUCAGGAAAUUCAUGGACUGGUGUCACAUCUCAAUCUGGCCAACCUGAACCCACUUCCAACCUAAUCCAACUUCGCGUAGCAUGCACGUCGAGGUAGGCGAUGGGUUGGAAAGGGUAGUACAUGGCUGAUCCACCUCAGUGGACUGUGAUUCACAACCUCAUCAAUCGACUUGCUGGCCUAUGUUGCCUUGAACUCUUCUCCUUACUCCAACAUUGCUCACAUAGUGAUUCCACCAAACGCGUGGAAUGUUACGAAGAGACAUAUAUGAUCAAAAACUUGUGGUGACAUCAUGUGUUCUACUUUCUACGGGCAUGUCUCGCACACGUAUAACAGGACAGAACGGACUGUAGUGGGAUAUACUGGUCCCUUGAUAUAUGGUAUGAUAAUCUGGCCAAUUGGCACCGGAGGUGAGGCAAGUUGGCGAAUGCCGAAGGGGUCUUCUUUAACCGAAUUGACAUUCGUUAGCGAUGCAGCCUGCAAAAUAUGUGAGUUAUGGCUGACACAUUCCAGCAGUUCACUCGAUAUCAAUAAAUUGUUAGUAGUUGGAGCAGACCAGUUCUGGGACAUCAUGUUACAUUUGACUGGUUCUAGCUAAACGCAUGCUAGAGAUGAUGAUAUUUCUGCUGAGCGUGUUGAUGAGACUGUGUAUUUUGUCAUUAUCUUCACUGUGGAGGACAAUAUUGUCUUGCUACUUGAAGUCAAGCAGAUUAUCUUCAGGGAGUAGAUCAAUCCCUUUUAAUUCGCUGGUACAUUGGGUUAUAUCUAUUAUCAGAUCUACAGGGCAGUUAAAUAGGGACAGUGACAAUGGUGAUCCGUAUGGGACGUUCAUCCGUGUACAAUUGAAACCCAGUAAUCUACCCUGUUUAGCAAAUUAAAUAAUCUCAUAUUGAUUGGCCAACGCCAUGUUGUUUGGUCUUAUAAUAGGUCAGCGUCUACCUGAAUAGCCCGGUGAUGACUUCUCCAGCUGCGGUGUCAGAUGACGUGAGUUUGGAUCUCUUAAAUUGUAAAGGUCUUAAAGAUUACAGAUACGUCUAGCGUAUGUAUGUGCCAAGAUGCACUCAGCAUAGUCUUUUGGCUUUCUGUCAAUUAUCUUCAACCACCGGAAAAUCAAAAUAAGUGGCUAUUAUUUAGUUUCUGAAAUUUUAGGCUUUUAUUUAUGUAUGUUUCUGAUUAGAUAAAAAGGUUCAAUGCACUGAUUUAUUGUGUAGUAUUUGUACUGGUGUCAUACAACAGCAUAACUUGGACACUGUGGUAGAGUCUUAUUCCUCUAAAUUAUUGUUCUAGUGCUCAACUGGACAAGUCAGCGGAAAUCAUUGCCAACCAGAUUUCAAAGUCAACAGUUUCUAAGCUGAAAUUGGUGAUGCACCAUCAGAACAAGUAGAAAUACCAAAUGGUGAUGUGAAUCAGUGUACAUCUCUAUCAUAUGAUUCACAGUUAAAUUGUACAGAGUCUACAGAAUCUACAAAUAUGUCUAAUACUUCAAAUUAUGAUCAGUGUAUGCAAAAUGAAACACUGGAUUAUACAGCAUGUUAUGAAAUGUUUCGUAAAUUGAAAAUCAUCUUCAAUCAAACACCAGAGAUUGAAGCACAAAUAAUGAAGGAAUAUCAAAAACUUCGAGGUCUGAAAGCAGUUGAAGCAGAAACUGAACUCUUAUUACGUGCAUCACAGCUACCAACUUAUGGAAUCGAUCCUGUACCAGCUACGCCAAUGCAAAAAAUCUAUCUGCCUAUUACAACCACAACAACUGGAAACAAUGCAUCACCGACAACUGCUAAUGGUACAAGCGGAGACCAACUAUCAGUCAGUUUAAGUACUCAACCUGUCAAUCUACCAGAAGGAGCUACUUUCUAUUUGGGUAUAACUAGUACGGGUGUAGUCACUUUUGUUGGACGUCAGAGGAAUGCAGAAUACACAUGGGAUCAAAUUCAUCGUUUGGGCUGUGAUGGGAAAUUAUUCUUAGUGUACUUGAAAAGGGAUGGUGUUACGAAAUAUGUUCUGCAUUCUUUUCGGUGUAAAUCUAAAGCUGCAACAUUCGCGUUUUGGCAUUGGGCUGUUGACCGAAAAUGCUUUUUCACUCUAAAACAAGCUAGUGAAGCAAAGAAGAUUAAACCCUCUACAAAUAUAUUCAAUCGAAGUCACACGUAUCGAUUCAGUGGACGAUCUCAGCAAGAACUUCGACAAUGUGCUGUAUCUAUGGCCAACCUUCCUCAACCGUCUUUCAAUCGUGUUUCUAGUUUUCGAAAAGUCGUUGCACUCUAUCCAAAUGCAGAAUCUAAUGGUCGAGCCACAUUGCCAGGAAGACUUCGUCCGUCAAGUGAAUUCUCGGCAAAUCGUUCAGACAAGCCUAAAACCCUAGAUGAAGUUAGUACAUUAAUGGCGGCAUUCACAGAUAUGCAAGAAAAACGUAUUCCUGACACUGUAAUCGAACAACCAUAUGAAGAAGAUCAAAUCAACAGUUGUAAAGCAUCACCCGAUAGUAAAAGUAAAAAGACAAGUCAAGCAGACGUUGAACAGAACCUUAUAACUCAGGCUGCUGUCGAAUCAUGGGUCGAACCAACAAAGAUUUCUCAACAGAUGGUCACAACAGAGAAAACAGAUGUUCAAUCAGUGGGUUCUGACAAACAUUCGGAGUCGGAAAUGAUAGUACGUAAACGUGUUGAAAAUUCAAUUCUACAAUCAGCUGAUUAUACACAAGCAGUUAAUGCAUUAGACAAAGCAUUAGAUAAUCAUAUCAAGUUAUCUCAACCGAAUGAAGUGAUAAAAUAUAAAAUUGAAACAUAUAUGAAUACAUUAAAUGAUGAAGUUAUUCAUUUAUCAGAUGACUAUAAAAUUUAUUCUAAUGGACCAUCUAAAAGUAUUAAAUCAACUACUAAUAGUGAAUGUUCAUCACCUAGUAUUCAUAGUUAUAAACUUCAAAAUGAUCAUCAACAAUACUCUAUUAAUCAACAGUCAAGUUUAAUAAGAAAGUGUACUGUUGCUUUAAUGGCAACAUCAUUUUUUGUACUAGUUGGAAUAAUUGUUAUAUUAGAAACUACACCAGCUACAUCUAAUCAAUAUACUGAAAAUUAUUUGUAUAAUACUUUCCGAUAUAAUUCAUUGGUUAGCAGCUUUCAGGAGUAUAUCUAUACACCAUUAAGAAAAAGUAUAACUGAUGGAUUUAGUACCAUGAUCUCUUAUAUAAAUCCAUAAAUUUAUUGACAUUAGACUAUUGACACCAACAUCAUUAUCAACUCUUUAUAUCUAUUCCAUUUCAUUGAAUUUUUUUUUUUUUAAGUUGAUCAGUAUAACUUAUGUCUUACUUUAUUUAUUUCUUCUUUUGUGUUCAUUCUUUUUUUUCUUUUGAUAAAAUUAAUAGUCAAUUUGUAUCAUUUAUUUGUUCGCAUUACAGAACAUCUCGUUUGCCAUUCCAUACACUCGUGUUAUGUUUGCUUUUUGUACGUUUCACUUCUUCAUACCGACUAUUAUUCACUGUCAUAAAGAAGUUAAUCUGUCUAUGAAUCUGGUUUUCCUUUGUUAUUGUCUUGUCUAUUCUCCUUUUUCCAUUCACUUGCUAUCUGUAUUUCGUUAUCAUCCUUUAUAUAUACACUGCUAUAUGGGAUAUACAUAUAUAUGUUUACUGCGCGUAAAUAUACCGCAGAAUGUGUGAAAGACAAUAUUUGGUUCAUCUUUCCCUUGAAUCCACUUUUCUACUGAAUAUUUCUUAUCAGCUUGAUUUACAUAAGUAAUACAUAAUAUAUUAAAAGAAUUCGCUGAAUACUUACUUGUUCAUACAACCUGUGCUUAGAUGCUUAAUAAUAUCCUUUUCACAGAUUUUCACCAUUCCUUUCGGGUGAUUGCUUUUGCACAGUUGUACAUCAACUAGAUGGUUCCUUUAAUUCAUGGAUGAAAUGAUACUAUUCAAUUGGUACAAAUAUAAACUAUGCAUACAUUAUGUUUAAUAUUGUUUAACAAACAUUCCUUUUCAUUGGUGUUCACUCACAGUGAUAAUGAUAAUAAGAUUAUUGACACUGUUUUGAUAUUUCAGUGUCGUAAAAAUCAACAAUAUGAUGAUAUGCAACUACUUCUAACUAACUGUUCACCUCAUUGUGUCUAUUUUGGUAGCCAUAAUUGUCUACUCCUCCCUCCUUUUAUUUUGUCAUUUUUGUCUGCCUACUUAAUAGAUUAACAGUAGUCUUUGUGAUAUGUCAAAAUUAACUGUAAUAUUCUUGUUUUAAAAAGUAUUUUGGCCUAACAUAAUAUUCAUUCAUUGGAAACGAAAAGUUGUAGAAAAACUUGCAGUAUGAAUUUCAGCGUGUUUUUUCAAAAGGUUCUGCUGUUGAUAUAUGACGGUGAAUCUAUUUGACUAUAUUCCAGUCCUCAAUGUUGAUGCAAUUUUGAUAGACGUGAUUUAAUUUCACUUAAGUAUUAUUAGAUUUUCACAUACUCAUCUGUUGUAUGAAGUGCAGAUGUGCACACUUAAACAGAUAAUUUCUUCGAAUUUUCUUCAGCUGUUUAUGACUUACACUUUUAAAAACUUGUGAUAUAUGUAUACGUGUGCAUACAGAUAUAUAGAUGUGUAUUCAAUAUUAUGUGAUUUGUCGUUUAUUUUGAACGCUUUCAUAUUUUGUACUUUUUGGUUUCCUUUCUUCACAUUUUUGUUGCUAUACUGACUUUCGCUUUCCUUUCAUGGUAAGACAGUAUAUUUUGGUUUUCAUAUCUGUGUGCGUAUGUGUGUGUGAUACAUGUGACUAUGAUGAUAGUACGGUUUCGAUUCAUGUUUAAUUUUCGUCGCUUUUAGUUUUAUAUGUCUGUUCUUGUGAGUUCUGUCUGUCUAUAUGUUUGUAAUUGUUUGCAUAUUUAUUACUGUUAUUUGUCUAUACUCAUGGUUUAGUGCACAGUGAUGAUUUACUGUUACAGAUGAACAUAAAUAUAUUUAUCACCACCCACCAUACAGAAUUAUAUAUCAUCUGUACAUGAGAACGUUGCUUGUAUAUUCAUCUAUCGACUUACUGAUUGGUUCACUCAACGGAUUACGUAAUAUAGAUUACUAUCAUUAGUAAAAUCAGUUUCUACUUCAUUUUGUCCUCUUAAAUCGCUCUUACUUCUAUUGUUCAACCAUUCUAUUCAAGUAACGUUAUUCCAAUUGAGUGUAAUUCUCUUUCAUGCAGAUAGAAUAUCCUCAAAUGUGACAUUCUCUCUUCUGCAUCAUUGUAUCUGUUGUCUUUAUGAUCAUCACUAAAGCUAUCCUUUCCGGGGUAAUUAAUGUCAUUACAUUAAAGUAAACGAUAUAUAUAUAUAUAUAUAUAUAUAUAUAUAUAUAUAUAUAUAUUGCAUGUAGUGUGAAUCUACAUAUAUUUUUUUUUGUUCUCCGGAAAUAUAUUAACCUAACCUCUUUACACACCUGUAUACCUGUGGUAAAAGAUGACAUUCUGAUAACCGGUUAAGUUGUGUUUUUCUCUUCUAACGUUUUGUUUUCUCAAAUACAUUAGAUGAAUACCUCA
Molecule: messenger RNA, 6005 nt
Organism: Heterobilharzia americana
Lineage: Eukaryota; Metazoa; Platyhelminthes; Trematoda; Strigeidida; Schistosomatidae
Source: the annotation of a GenBank genome assembly